Molecule: messenger RNA, 3413 nt
Organism: Poeciliopsis prolifica (blackstripe livebearer)
Lineage: Eukaryota; Metazoa; Chordata; Actinopteri; Cyprinodontiformes; Poeciliidae
Gene: ptpn22
Product: protein tyrosine phosphatase non-receptor type 22
Exons: 26
Coding region: 275-2812 (845 amino acids)
Biological process (GO): peptidyl-tyrosine dephosphorylation
Cellular component (GO): cytoplasm; nucleus
Molecular function (GO): non-membrane spanning protein tyrosine phosphatase activity
Source: RefSeq, a predicted model, not a curated record
UUGAACGCAGAGUGACUUUAGGACCCAGGAAGAGACAACCAGGGGGCGCGUCAGUCUGUUUAAUCUGACCACAGAACCUGUAAGCUGACUUUUGCUUCCUCUAUGACACUUCAUAUGUUCCGUCACAGCAGUUCCUUGAUGUAAGAGUCGCGAUAGAGAAGUGCACUGCAGUGCCACCAUUAACACCAGACACCACCAUGAUCCGUGGACAGAGCCCUUUGUGAUCUGACAUGCCUGUGAAGGAAACCCUAUCCCAGGCAGCGAACAGCCAAUCAUGGAGCAGCAGGCCUGGAUUCUGAGGAGCAUCCUGACCCAGCUGGAGAGUCAGGAGGCUGCGGAUGAGGGGGCACCAAAUUGUAUUGCUGGGGAGUUUGCGAGGCUGAAAAACCAGUCGACAAAGUAUCGUAUUGACAAGGUCUUCUCCACCAAGACUGCAGAAAAGCAAGAAAAUAUCAAGAAGAAUCGAUACAAGGACAUUGUUCCCUUUGACCACACCCGAGUAAAGCUCACUCUCACCACAUCCAAAAAAGACUCAGACUACAUCAAUGCAAGUUAUAUUAAGGGAGUUUCAGGACCCAGGGCGUAUAUUGCUACUCAGGGUCCGCUUCAACACACACUGGUGGACUUUUUACGGAUGAUUUGGGAAUAUAACAUAAAUGUUAUUGUCAUGUCCUGUCGAGAAUUUGAAAUGGGAAAGAAAAAGUGUGAAGUGUACUGGCCACAAAAACAAGAAGAUACGUUUGUAUGCGAGGCUUUUACCGUCCACUGUGAUUCUGAGGAAAGUAAAGGAGACUAUAUUACAAGGACGUUAAGGUUGACUUAUCGCAAUUGUAGCCGAACCUUGAAACAGCUGCAUUACAUCAACUGGCCGGAUCACGGCGUACCAGACACCAUCCCACCCAUUCUGGACAUGCUGCAUGAAAUGCGCUGUUACCAGCCGCAUGACGACAUCCCCAUAUGCAUCCACUGCAGUGCUGGCUGUGGAAGAACAGGGGCCCUGUGUGUCAUUGAUUAUACAUGGAACCUCCUCAGGAGUCAGAUGAUCACGUCAGACUUUAACAUCUAUAACUUAGUUCAAGACAUGAGAACCCAGAGGCCAUCUGUAGUUCAAACAAAGGAACAAUAUCUGCUCGUCUACAGAACUAUCAGGGAACUGUUUCAGAGGUAUUUGCAAACUAUGGAGACACAAAGCUGCAACACAGAGGUGACGAUGCUUCAAUCAGCCGUUGCUGCCACAAGUGAAAAUGAUCUCUCUGACGAGAGUGAGGAGGAGCUUGACUUAACCCCACACCAUCAACACCUGCUUGAAGAAGAGAGGGGUUAUUUCCAGCAAUACAAUUCUCCUAUGGUUCUGGCUUCAGAAAAUCUUACUGCCCACAAAUACAAAGACUUACACUGGGGCCAGCAACAAUAUAACCCAUUCCACGUCACACCAGAGGCUGUGAAUGCAACACAGGACUUGCAUGAGAGACUGAACAACUCUCCUAAACUCCUUCAUACCAGCUCUGCUGUGUUUACAGCGAACGAGAGCAUGCCAAACAAAGAUAACACCUCUAUACCGAAUUCUUCAUCUUCACCUGUUGUACCUGAGGCUGUGUGUCUGAUGGUGGAAGACCCCUAUUUUGACACUCCUUUGAGUUCCCCUUCAUCCGAAGAGGCUCUAGUGGACGAAGAAGACUCCAAAUGGACGUGCAGUCCACUCUUCAGCGCACCUUCUUUACUCUUGAAUGACCAGAACAUGGAGCCCAGCUCUCCAACCUCAGUUCCAGCAGAUGAUGAGGCGCCUCCACCUUUACCCGAACGAACCCCUGAAUCCUACUUCCUGGCUGAGGAAGAAGAGCUGGCAGAUCCAUGUGAAAGGUUGUCGGUUAUCUUUCCACCAAAUGUUGCUGCUGAACCAAUAAGGGAGCAGGCAGGAAGUCCCCCAUCACCUGCCCCGCCGCUUCCAGAGAGAACCCCAGAAUCAUUUGAAUUAGCCUCUGAUCCAGUUCCUGUCACAGCUCAGGCAAGAGUGCCACUGGCAGUGAACCUGAGCGUAAUAGGAAUGUCUUCAGAGUGGUCGGGAACUUUGACUCCAGAAAAUGCAGUUCAACAGGAAAAACCAUUUGUGCGAAGCAAGAGCCUCAGAGCUAAAAUGACUCUCUCAGCUCCAACUUCAGUAAUGCUACUUGAUCAAACAAAUUUCCACAAUUCCAGUUCACCUCUGGUCCCUACGACUCCACCACCUCUUCUUCGCACUGAGGACAGUCUGGCAUCACCUGUUGCUAAAAGAAUCCCAGAAUCCUUCCCCCUCCCUGCAGAAACGACUCAAGAGAAAACUUUGCAAUGCCCUCUUUCCAUGGGGUCAACACAGGCCCUUCCAAGGGUAGGAAUGUCAUCAGAGUGGGAUGGCAGCUCCCAACCCAAGAAGUUCCUGGAUGCUGUCAUGAACCGGAGCAAGAGUGUUCGUGCUAAAAGCUCACGCUCAGAGCCCCUCAGUGCAUUUCCGCAGCUCACUCCUCUUCCUGUGGUCGCAGCUGAAGGAGGAAGUGCGCAAGUGGAACAACAGAAUAUAAACCACAAGCCCACCCCAAACAGCGACAGAUCAGGAAGCAAUGCAGACAAAAGCACUGAAAAGAGCAUGUCGAGAUCAAAGAGCCUGAAACUUUUUAGGCAUAAACUGAAACCUAAAACAGACCCUCCACCACCUCCAACUCAGGCUGGAGCUACUUCCACCUCUCAUAGUAGCUCAUUUACUGUGUUUAAAUUUGGAUUUGGGAACCGUUUUGGAAAGCCAAAAGGUCCUCGGAGCUAUCCGGAGACCUGGAUCUGAAGAGACUUGGCCUCAAAAUGAUACACUGCACUACUCGGUGACUUUGGGACAGAAGCAGGUUUAUUACAAAUUUGUCAAGAAAACAUCCGACACAGCAGAAGAAGAGCAAAGAAAAGCCGAAACGAGUUUCUGUGCAGCAGCACCUCCCAUCAGGAAACACACAGGAAGGGCCCAGUCUUUGUGCAAUUUAUAAAGUAAAGCAAAUUUUUAACUACUGAACAGUGCCUUCUACAAAACAAAAAGCAACAUCGACUCAAGUGGGACUUUAAAUAUUUGGAUAUGAGAAACCGCUUGGAGUGAGUUUCUAUAGUUUUAAGUUUUAUUUGUGCUGAAGGCAAAGCCGUUACAUUGUGAUAGGGCUAAAUUUAAAUGUGCCUGUGUGUGAUGAUUGUGAUUGCAUGUAUGCUUUCAGUGUGAAACAGGAAAACGGGUAUAACAAAUCCUCCCUCAUGAGUGCUGCACUUCGCAUCGUUCAGUCCUUCUUCGCCAUAUUAUUUAAAAACAUAUGAUAAAACGGUUAUUCUGAUAAAUAUUGAAUGUCAUGCAUAUGGAUAUGCUGCAACUGCACAUUUAUUUAUUAAAAAAUAUCUCUGCAUUCCAA